Pistacia vera is the source of this 1326-nucleotide messenger RNA. Its product is annotated as 5-methyltetrahydropteroyltriglutamate--homocysteine methyltransferase-like. Gene Ontology annotation, biological process: amino acid biosynthetic process. The transcript is spliced from 8 exons. Bases 7 to 1326 code for a protein of 439 amino acids. The record is from RefSeq and is a predicted model, not a curated record. Gene Ontology annotation, molecular function: zinc ion binding; 5-methyltetrahydropteroyltriglutamate-homocysteine S-methyltransferase activity. NCBI's taxonomy places the organism in Eukaryota, Viridiplantae, Streptophyta, Magnoliopsida, Sapindales, Anacardiaceae.
GUAUAAAUGAGCCAAAUGGCCCAAAUCUCUUCCCCUAUAAAAGGAGUGUCCAUCUCCAUAUCUCUCACAACUCGCUCUACUUUCUCCUUUUCCCCUUCAUUACUCCGCUUCACUUCUCACACGGCUCGUUUCUCUUUCAGAUCUAUAAGAGCAAUGGCCUCCCAUAUUGUUGGGUACCCUCGUAUGGGGCCAAAGAGAGAGUUGAAGUUUGCGUUAGAAUCGUUCUGGGACGGCAAGAGCACCGCCGAUGAUUUGCACAAGGUUGCGGCUGAUCUCAGAUCGUCCAUUUGGAAACAAAUGGCGAAUGUCGGAAUUAAAUUCAUCCCCAGUAACACAUUUUCAUACUACGAUCAAGUUUUGGAUACCACUGCUAUGUUGGGCGCUGUUCCUUCCAGAUAUAAUUGGAAUGGUGGUGAGAUUGGUUUCGAUGUCUAUUUUUCAAUGGCAAGGGGUAAUGCUUCUGUUCCAGCUAUGGAAAUGACCAAGUGGUUUGAUACCAACUACCAUUAUAUUGUGCCUGAAUUGGGACCGGAAAUCAAGUUUUCAUAUGCUUCUCACAAGGCUGUCACUGAAUAUCAGGAGGCCAAAGCCCUUGGAGUUGAUACAGUUCCUGUCCUGGUAGGCCCUGUCUCAUACUUGUUGCUGUCUAAACCGGCAAAGGGUGUGGAGAAAUCAUUUUCUCUUCUUUCCCUUAUUAGCAAGAUUCUUCCUGUCUACAAGGAGGUUGUGGCUGAGGUGAAGGCUGCUGGGGCUACCUGGAUUCAGUUUGAUGAGCCAACUCUUGUGAUGGAUCUUGAUUCUCAUCAAUUAGAAGCAUUUACUAAUGCUUACUUUGAGCUGGAGUCAUCUCUGUCUGGUUUGAAUGUCUUAAUUGAGACAUACUUUGCUGAUGUUACUCCUGAGGCAUACAAAACUCUCAACUCGUUGAAGGGUGUCACUGGGUACGGGUUUGACCUGGUUCGUGGAACAAAGACACUUGAAUUAGUAAAAGGUGGAUUUCCUUUGGACAAAUAUCUCUUUGCUGGAUUGGUUGAUGGUAGGAACAUUUGGGCUAAUGAUCUUGCUUCUUCCCUCACUACCCUGCAGACUCUUGAGGGCAUUGUCGGAAAGGAUAAGCUUGUAGUCUCAACAUCCUGCUCACUACUCCACACAGCAGUUGAUCUAGUGAAUGAAACUAAGUUGGAUGAUGAGAUCAAGUCCUGGCUGGCAUUUGCAGCGCAGAAAAUAGUUGAAGUAAAUGCUCUGGCCAAGGCAUUGUCUGGGCACAAGGAGGAGUACUGCAUUCUGUGUGUCCAAGAAGUUAACUUUUGCUAUCUGUUGGCUUGA